CAAGAACUCUAAUCUAAUCAUAAUCAGCACAUAAUUGAAAACCAAAUUACCCACAACUUGCCAACGCGCAUCGAGCGAACGUCGUUUUCCCAUCUUCCACUUUUUCUCGUUUUGUCAAAUUGGGUGCGGGAUAAUUCAGUCGGCCUUCGGUUGCGUAGUCGAAAUCUGAACUUUCUGGCGCAGCAAGAUCUCAAGUUUCUCUUGAAUCUCUAAUGGGGUGGAGGUACAAGGCUGGUUUGUGCUUAAUUGCAGCUGUUGUCAUAAUUUGGGUUACGUCGGCGGAGGUUACGCAGGGUAUUUUCACAGACUACAAGCAGCCAUUUGCAGUGACGUAUCUGGGAGCUUCUCUAAUGGUGAUUUACCUCCCAAUUGCAUUUAUUAAGGAUUGCAUAUACAAUAUCCUGAAGAGACGGUCCAGGAGAAAUGGUCAAGCUGAAGGCUUGUGUCCUGGACUGGGAUCUUCUUUAAAUGUCUUAGGGGGACAGAAAAUCUUCGAAAUUGAGAUUCAGGGAUCCUUGAAAAGCAAGGAUAGCGAUUUGGACCUCUCAAAACAUGAAGAGGAGAAGCCUUUGGUUUCACCAGAUGGUGAUGCUAGAAAUAUCAGACCAGAAAAAGAAGUCUCGACUAAAGAAAUUGCUACCUAUGGAUUUUGUCUUGCCCCACUUUGGUUCAUCACUGAGUACUUAUCGAAUGCUGCUCUUGCACGCACAAGUGUUGCGAGUACCACAGUUUUGUCCUCAACCUCAGGGUUGUUCACUCUCUUCAUUGGUGCAUUUUUGGGGCAAGAUUCGUUAAAUGUCUCAAAGAUAGUUGCCGUAUUUGUGAGCAUCACCGGUGUUGUCAUGACAACCCUCGGGAAAACUUGGGCCGCUGAUGAGUCACAACUCAACAAUUCUUCUGAUCAACGCUCUCUUGUUGGGGAUCUUUUUGGGCUUCUGUCAGCUGUGGCGUAUGGCUUAUUUACAGUACUGCUUAAAAAGUUCUCUGGCGAGGAAGGAGAGAGGGUUGAUGUGCAAAAAUUGUUCGGUUAUAUCGGACUGGGUACACUUGUCGCACUUUGGUGGCUUGUAUGGCCAUUGACGGCUUUGGGUAUAGAACCGAAAUUCACAAUUCCUCAUUCAGCUAAGAUGGAUGAAGUUGUUAUUGCCAACGGGCUUGUUGGAAGUGUUCUCUCCGACUAUUUUUGGGCAUUAUGUGUGGUCUGGACAACACCACUGGUGGCCACCUUAGGCAUGUCCCUAACCAUUCCACUUGCCAUGGUGGCCGAUAUGUUGAUCCAUGGUCGACAUUACUCGGCCAUUUAUAUUCUUGGCUCGGUUCAGGUAUUCGUAGGGUUCGUAAUUGCAAAUCUUUCGGAUAGGUUCUCGAAAUCUCUUGGCUUAUAGCUCUACCUAAAAUAUGGAGCUUUGGAUAAAAGAAAGCGCUUCGUAAAUCAGUUUGGGGCUGUGUUUGGUCUCGCCUUUCGGUGAAUGAGAGUCGAGUACAGUAAUGUGGUAAGAGUACUUGGGGGCUGUGGCUAAUUGUGCCUAAGUC
This is a messenger RNA of Striga asiatica, 1533 nucleotides long. The record is from the annotation of a GenBank genome assembly. NCBI's taxonomy places the organism in Eukaryota, Viridiplantae, Streptophyta, Magnoliopsida, Lamiales, Orobanchaceae.